Messenger RNA from Protobothrops mucrosquamatus (brown spotted pit viper), 2120 nucleotides. RefSeq names its product protein phosphatase 1 catalytic subunit gamma (gene PPP1CC). The transcript is spliced from 7 exons. Lineage: Eukaryota; Metazoa; Chordata; Lepidosauria; Squamata; Viperidae. The coding region runs from base 27 to 998 and encodes 323 amino acids. The record is from RefSeq and is a predicted model, not a curated record. Gene Ontology annotation, molecular function: protein serine/threonine phosphatase activity. Gene Ontology annotation, cellular component: cytoplasm; nucleus.
GCUCCUUCCCCAGCCGCGGAGAGGCGAUGGCGGAUAUUGACAAGCUCAACAUCGACAGCAUCAUCCAACGGCUGCUGGAGGUGAGAGGAUCCAAACCUGGUAAAAAUGUCCAGCUUCAAGAGAAUGAAAUAAGAGGAUUGUGCCUGAAAUCUCGGGAGAUUUUUCUCAGUCAACCAAUUCUGUUAGAACUUGAAGCACCACUUAAAAUAUGUGGUGACAUCCACGGACAAUACUACGACUUACUGCGGCUAUUCGAAUACGGUGGUUUCCCACCGGAGAGCAACUAUCUCUUUCUUGGGGACUACGUUGACCGAGGGAAGCAGUCUUUAGAGACAAUUUGCCUCUUGCUGGCCUACAAGAUAAAAUAUCCAGAGAACUUUUUCCUCCUCAGAGGCAACCAUGAGUGUGCUAGCAUUAAUAGAAUUUACGGCUUCUAUGAUGAAUGUAAAAGAAGAUACAACAUCAAGCUGUGGAAAACCUUUACAGAUUGUUUCAAUUGCUUGCCAAUUGCAGCCAUUGUGGACGAGAAAAUAUUUUGCUGCCACGGUGGCUUAUCACCAGAUCUCCAGUCAAUGGAGCAAAUCCGACGGAUUAUGCGGCCCACAGACGUGCCGGACCAAGGCCUCCUUUGUGACCUGCUGUGGUCUGACCCCGACAAGGAUGUGCUUGGAUGGGGCGAAAACGACCGAGGGGUCUCUUUCACGUUUGGAGCCGAAGUGGUGGCCAAGUUCCUUCAUAAACACGAUUUGGACCUCAUAUGCAGAGCUCACCAGGUAGUUGAAGAUGGAUACGAGUUCUUUGCAAAAAGACAGCUGGUAACUCUGUUUUCUGCCCCCAAUUACUGUGGGGAGUUUGACAAUGCAGGUGCUAUGAUGAGUGUGGAUGAGACUCUAAUGUGCUCCUUUCAGAUCUUGAAGCCUGCGGAGAAAAAGAAGCCCAACGCUAGCCGACCGGUAACGCCACCCAGGGGUAUGAUCACAAAACAAGCAAAGAAAUAAGUACUCUCGGGCCCGCCUGGUUGGGACUUGUACCAUAGUAUAUAAUCUUCAUUUUUUUAAAAAAACAAAAACCGGUAACGUGUAUCAGUCAGCUUGCUAUAAGACUAGACUUAAUGUGUUGUGGUUUUUCUUUCUGGUUCAUUUUGACAUUUGCUGGAUGUAGCAGCAAAUGAGACGUUCUCCCUUCUCAAGAAGAGCCUUUUUUAAAAAUAAAUAAAUAAAUAAAUAAUCGGUAUUUGGAAAGAGGAAAAAAAACACAACACCUUUUUCUGUUCUCGAUGUUCCGGCUGUACAUAACUUCACAGCACCUGUCCUGCCAUUCUGGGUAAUUGUACAACUGACUCCUUGAACUGGUAGAGACCAGGUGAUGUGUGACGCCUGUUUUUUAUUUUAGGAGCUAAGAAGGCACCAGCGUGCCCGGAGACUAGUAUGACUGUCAAAUUGCAUCCUGUCGAUACGAUUCACUUGUAAAAAGCUUUUAUUUUGUUUCGAAGGGUUUGCGUUUUCCUUGUCAUGUACAUGAGUCCCGUUGUCGACUUUUUCAGCCAACUUUUGCCAGCUUCACUAGUAUGAUGUCUGUUUUAAUUGCAGCGCCCUCCCCUCCCGUAUACUUUGAAAUCACGAUUAAAGCCAUGAUUUUAAGAUUUGUGUCUCUGUAAAAAAAAUCAAGGUGUGCAGGGGAAGACCCAUCAGCACGGCCCGUAGUGUCUAAGCUGGAUUUUUUCCUCUGCAGGAAGGACGACUUGAACUAGCAGAGUAAAGCUGUGAUCAGCUGGAGUACAGGAUUAAAGACUUUUGAUACUUCCCCUAUAUUCAGUGUCGAAGCGUGCCACUCUGCUCUUUUAGCCAGUUCAGAAAGUUGUAACAUGUGAAGAGACUUGCCUGAGAAUUAGAAUUACUUUAGGUUUUGUUUUAUUUGCAUCUUGAAGACUUGCUCUCUACAAAGCUUAGAAAACAACCAACUGCAGCAGUGAACCAGUGUUCACCUGUUUCUAUGACUCACAGUUUCUUGUGGUUCUUUUUUUGUUUUCUUUUUAAAGAAAAACCUGUAAUCUUUUUAAACAGAUGACAGUGUACAAUACAAAUGUGGUAAAAUGCCUAUUAAAUGAGUAACUUGUUAAA